GUUUGAAUGGGGAUUGAAUAUUGAAUACGAAAAAUAAGAAAAUGGGAAAAUGGUCAUUUUGAAAGCUGUUGUUGUUUUUUAGAAAUAGCUUUUAAAAGACACUUAAUAAUGAAUUUUUAUUCACUAAUUAUAUGCUUGAUAAGCAUAUUGGCUUUAGCACAGGGACAAUCAUAUGAAGAUAAAAGAUGUAAGUGUAUUUGUCCAAGUAUAUCUUCAGUAACUAACAGAACAGAAUUAAAAAACCAUACCUCUAGGAUUAUGUACAUUACUAAUGUUCCACCAAAUCAAUGUAAUUGUGAUGGUGUGAUACUACCUAGAAUUGGCGCAGAUAUUGUAGGGAAGGAGCAAGAAUUUUGUCCUAGAUGUGACUGCAAAUAUGAAAAUCGAAAUACAACUAUCAUUAAAGUUGUAGUUAUUAUUGUUAUUUGGGUAAUAUCAAUAUUAGUUAUAUACAUGGCAUUUUUAAUAAUACUAGACCCAUUACUCAACAAGAGGAUAAAAGGGAAUUAUCAGGAACACACAAAUGAAGAUGAUGAAGUAGCUGCGGGGCCCAUGUCUCACAAUAUGAGUGUUAGAGGUAAUGUUUUAAAUAGAGUGGGACAUCAACAAGAUAAAUGGAAAAGACAGGUUAAAGAACAAAGGAAAAAUAUUUAUGAUCGUCAUACUAUGUUAAAUUAAAAAAAAAAAAAAAUUAAGCAGAUUCAAGGUGAAAUUUGUAAGCAAUUACCUACCUACCUACCCUAAAU
Psylliodes chrysocephalus is the source of this 746-nucleotide messenger RNA. NCBI's taxonomy places the organism in Eukaryota, Metazoa, Arthropoda, Insecta, Coleoptera, Chrysomelidae. The record is from the annotation of a GenBank genome assembly.